Molecule: messenger RNA, 3200 nt
Organism: Blastomyces dermatitidis ER-3
Lineage: Eukaryota; Fungi; Ascomycota; Eurotiomycetes; Onygenales; Ajellomycetaceae
Exons: 2
Coding region: 1557-2606 (349 amino acids)
Biological process (GO): protein depalmitoylation
Cellular component (GO): cytoplasm
Molecular function (GO): carboxylic ester hydrolase activity; palmitoyl-(protein) hydrolase activity
Source: RefSeq, a predicted model, not a curated record
ACACGACACACGGGGAUUCCUGCAAGAGAGAGAUUGUUGGCUGGGAAUUGUGGUGUCUGGCGGAGGAGAGAUGAAGAAGAAGCAGACACGAGAGAGGAAAAUAUGAAGUCCAAGCGAGGUUUAAACGACGAACGCCUAAGGCUUGACAGAAGGUCAGGAUGUAUUGUGCUUGAGGAAGCCGAAUAUUUUUGGAUUUGGAACGAAACCGAAAAUUACCCGUUUACCACUAAUACAGUACCGACAUAAGAUCACAGGUACCGGUACUUGCUUGUAGCCAUAAGGCCAUAUCAUACGCUGUAGAAGAAAAAAAACAUCGUCAAAAAGGCCAAUUGGGAGCCUAUUUUAUUUAAUAUUACUAGGUGGUGAGUAACGGGGUCGAAUGGCGUGGUAGAGUGUCGAUUCGAUUGGGCCUUUUCUUGUUUUUCUUUUUUAAAGUUUUUAUUUUUUGAGCCGGCUUGCUUUCUGUUUCCCUUACAUCCGUAUGAUUUGUUCCGCUUGCCUGGUUGUUCAGGGGCUGCCCGCUGUUGAUCGGCAAGGAAGUUCAGGGAGGAGUCAGGGAAGACAAUGAUAGAAUCCCGCCAGAAGUGGGCUCGACCGAGUACUAUUUAUUAUCCGUACACAGCUUAUCCUCCUCCCAGAUCACGAAGAAGAGGCCAUAUCUUCUUGCUGUGCAGCUGUCGGACCAGAGGCUGAAUAACAUGACUUAUUUCCCGCCCGCAUUAUUAUGCAUGUCUAUCUAUACUCUAUAUUUUUAUGCUGGAUAAUUUCCCCGUAAGCACAACACACACACACACACACACACACACAGGUCAUGUGAUAUCCAAUCCUCCUCGAAAAUUGGAGCCUUGAUAUCAACAUGUCUACCUUCACUCGUUGUCGCAAUCCUGCAUCUCUCACUCCAACGAACAGCUAACAGCUGAUAGUCCCAAGGGGAAGAUCGUGUGUUUCUGUAUCCAUCCAAUCCUCUUCAUACCUCGGAGAAAUCCUACCUAGCUAGGAAGCGGGGUAUAUCGCCCAUCUGGUAACCUCUCUUGGGCUAACACGAAGCAGUUAACAAGCCCUUCUUACUUCUACACCAGGAGAAAUAUACAGAAGUGGCUGGAUAUAUAUCGAUUACCACGCAAAGAAACUUUGACAGGAUCUCUACUGAAUCCCCACGCCAAAACGCUGCGGAUCGCCUCGUUGGUGUUGGUGAGAGGUGCUCAACGGGUGAGCGUGCACCUUGAUCUCUAUUUAUUCGAAUAAGAGUUCCUUGAGAAAGGAGAAGAUAGGCUUGCUCAGAGAAGCGUGGAUACGACGUCCAAGCAAUCUACAGAGUAUGCGAAGGAAGAAAGAGAGCAAAACACAAGAGAUCGUCGAUAUCCUACACCUUUACCCCUCCCCUACCCUUGGCAUGUAAACGUACAUGUGCUGUACGUAUACAUCCAUCAACAGGAUACCAAACAACAAGGAGAAGUGAGAUAGAGAGGACAAAAGAAAUCGAAUAGAAGAAAAAACAGAAGGAGAAAAGAAAAAAAGAAAAGAAAAGAAAAGAAAUCCGAAAACAAAACACAGCCAUGACCAAAUCAGACCCUCUCUCCCCUCCACUCCCGCCUUCCAUCUCCACCUCCGCCUCCACCCCGCUCUCUACACCACCCCCAACUUCCACCACCACCAUCACAACACCCCCUUUCCCAAAACCCACCAUAAUCCCUCCCCGCGGCCCGCACACCCACACCCUAAUCCUCCUCCACGGUCGCGGUGGUAACUCCCUCGACUUCAGCUCGGCUCUCAUGACCUCCCCCAUGGAGCCCCCCACCUCCACGAACCCGGAUCGCUCAUCCCUGUCCCAGCGCUUCCCAGGUGUCAAAUUCGUCUUCCCAGACGCCAGGAUCGGCCGCUCCACAGCGAGCGGCAAGGUGAUGAUGCCGCAGUGGUUUGAUGUCGUGACGCUGCGGCCCGUGUAUGAGCGGGAAUGGGAGCUGUCGCGGGACGGGCUCAGGGCGUCGGUGGGGUAUUUGAUGGAGCUGGUGAAGGAGGAAGGGAGAAUAUUGGGCGGGGUUGGGAGGGUUAUUGUGGGAGGGUUUAGUCAGGGGGGUGUGGUUGCGUUGGGGGCUGCGGUGGCUUUUGAUGCGGAGGCUGAUGGGGGUGGGGAGGCGUUGGGGGGUUGUGUGGCUAUGAGUCCCUGGUUGCCGUUCCAGAGGGACCUGAUAAGGUUGGUUGGGAGUGAGGGAGAGAAGGAUACAGGCACAGCUGUGGUAGGCGAGGAGGAGGAAGAGGACAAGGACAGGGCCCCGGAGCCCGACCCGAGCCUAGCUGUCAAAGCCAAAACCUGGUUCCGAGAGAAUAUAUUGGGCAUCCCGCCGCCGCCCGUCGCAACGGACCCACAACCGCAGUCACAGUCAUCAGCUUCACCCCCCAAGACCCCCAUCUGGAUCGCGCAUGGGGCGCUGGACGAGCAUGUGUUGCCCCAGUUUGGCGAAGACGCUGCGAAGACGCUGGAAGCGUUGGGCUGGAACGUCACGUUUAUGCUGUAUGAUGAUUUAUCCCAUUGGAUUAUGCGAGAUGAAUUGGCGGAUUUGGCGAUUUUUUUGAAUGUCGUGGCUGGUGUUCCGGAUGAGGAGUGAAAAAUUCCGGUUGCCUCUUCGGGCCGUCCGGCAUAGGGAUUGGAAACAGGGGUGGAAAGAAAAAGAAAGGGGGGAGGAGGGAGUUGGGGGGUGGGGGGGGUGGUGGUUAACCCACGAAAGCGGAGAACGAGAUGAACGUUUUUACUCUUUUUUUUAAUUUUUUUUUUUUUUUUUUUUUUUUAAAAAAAAAAUAAUAAUAAUAAUAAUAAUAACCUAUCUUUGUUUAGCAGACGAUGCUGCAUGCUGUGAUGGACUGAAGUCACUUCUCCCCCCCUUUUUUUUAUCACUAUAAAUUUACAUAUAAGUCAGUCCCCUGUCCACAGGAAGACGUUCUUAAUAACCCGACCAACUAUGUACGUACAUCUAGAUAAUCCUGUAAAGGAGUAAUCUCGAUCUCUGCGACUGGUUUUGUGCUCCACAUCUUUGGUAACAUUACGUUACUUGAACCAACCUAUAGUUAAAUCAAAUUGAUUUUCGCUACUUUGCUUUUUAAACCAAUUUCUAGAUAUGGGCAAUAGAGGGGAGGAGGAGGGGCAGGCCGGUGUAUCUAGUAUGCAUAUCAGCAUACCAGUAACCGAAAGAAGAGGAACAUCA